Molecule: messenger RNA, 838 nt
Organism: Esox lucius (northern pike)
Lineage: Eukaryota; Metazoa; Chordata; Actinopteri; Esociformes; Esocidae
Gene: mrps10
Product: mitochondrial ribosomal protein S10
Biological process (GO): translation
Cellular component (GO): ribosome; mitochondrial small ribosomal subunit; mitochondrion
Molecular function (GO): structural constituent of ribosome
Source: RefSeq, marked provisional
GAUGCAACAUGGCGGUCCCCAUGAUACUUGGUCGGAAUAUUCACUCGUUUGCAAGAAUAGUCUUGGGUGCCUCACAAUCGGGAUCUAUUGGAUUGAACACUUGCAGGAAUCGUGGGAUAUAUACAACAUUGCGCCCUUUCAGGUUGACUUUAUCAGCUUGCCUCCACACUGGAACUGUUGUUUCUUCUCAACCGUCUAGUACUGUGACUGUCACAGAGGAGCCAGACACGCUCUACCAGAAGGUGUCUGUGCUGGUCAAGGGUCAUGACAAGGCAGUCCUGGACAGCUAUGAAUUCUUUGCCACCCUUACUGCCAAAGAGCUAGGAGUGACACUGGGCAAAGUAUUUGAGCCUCCAAAAAACAUUGAGCGGCUAACCCUUCUGAAAUCCGUCCACAUCUUCAACAAACACCGGGUACAAUAUGAGAUGAGGACGCACUAUCGCUGCAUUGAGCUUUGUCAUGUGACUGGAUCCACUGCACAGGUGUACCUGGAAUACAUACAGAGGAAUCUCCCUGAGGGUGUGGCUAUGGAGGUGACCAAGACUGCUAUGGAGAGGAUUCCAGAGCAUAUCCUAAAACCCAUGUGGAAGGACCUGCCUACUGACCCACCUACUGAAGAAAAGCCUAACCAGUAAGAGUCAUAUAAAUAAGCUGCUCUUCUGGUAGCUGGUCCCAACUGCCAAUCAAGAUGAUGGAAACUCCGUAACAAAGAGAUGAUCCAGACAAUGUGCUUGUUGACAUUGGCCAGUCUGAGGAAAGUAUCGAAUGGAUGAUCAGAUCAACUUUUGAACUAAUAAGUUUAUUUAACAAAUCCUCAUCUCUGAAACAUCCACAAAUU